AUGGCCGACCACCGCCUGGUCGUGAUUGGCAGCGGGCUGGCGGGGCUGACGACUGCGCUUGAGGCAGCGCGCACCGCAACAGCACUCGAGGUGCUGGUUCUGGAGAAGAACCCGCAGGUGGGGGGCAACAGCGCCAAGGCCAGCAGCGGCAUCAACGCCGUCAAUCCCGCUGGGGGGGACUCGCCAGCCACCUAUUCUGACGACACGCUACAGUCGGGCGGCGGCCUGAGCGACUCGCGGCUGGUGGAACGCCUGGUGGUGAGGGCCUCGGCGGCCAGGGCCUCGGCAUUUGGGGCGUCUAGCGAGGACGCCCUCCGGUUCCUGGAAGCCCUGGGCCUCGACCUGUCGGUGGUGGUGCAGCUUGGGGGCCACAGCGUGCCGCGCACCCACAGCAACCCUUCCGGCCCCAACGUUGGCUUUGCCCUGGUGCGGGCGGUGGAGACGGCGGUGCGGCAGCAGCCAAACGUGCGCAUUGUCACCAAUGCCAAGGUGACAUCGGCCGCCUACUCGGCCGAUGGACGCUUGGCUGUGGGCUACACCCUUGGGCUCGUCGCCACCAAGCCUGACAGCGGCAGCGGGGGGGUUGGCGUUGCGCCCGAGGAGGUGACCGUGCUGUGUGACGGCCUGGUGCUGGCCACCGGUGGCUUCGCCGCGUCGCGCGAGAUGCUGGCGCGCUAUCGCCCCGACGUGGCGGGGCUGCCCACCACAAACGGGCCGUGGGCCACGGGGGACGGCGUGGCGCUGGGCGGCGCGCUGGGCGCGCGGCUGGUGCAGAUGGACCAGGUGCAGGUGCACCCCACAGGGUUUGUUGACCCAGGGGACCCUGACAGUGGCACCAAGUUCCUGGCCCCUGAGAAGCUGCGCGGCUGCGGGGCGCUGCUGCUUGACGACUCAGGGCGACGCUUUGUCGACGAGUUGGCGACGCGUGACGUGGUAACGGCGGCCAUCACUGCGCAGCCGCGCCACUCUGCCUGGCUGCUGCUGGGGGCUCAGGGCGCGGCCAGGUAUGGUGAGGGCACUCUGGGCUUCUACAGCAGCAAGAAGCUAGUGACCAAGGUGGAGAGCGCGGAAGCUGGGGCGCAGCACAUGGGCGUGGACGCGGCGGUGCUACUGCAGGAGCUGGCUGCACACAACACCCUCGCGGACGCAGCGGCGGCAGAGGCCGAGGCCGCGGCCGCGGCAGCUGCAAGAGUUGGGACGGUUGACCAGGGAGGGGCGCACCCUCCCCCGCGCGAUGUGACCGGCAAGCGCUACUUUCACGGCCGCGUGGACGUGAAUGCGCCGGUGUGGGUGGCACGGGUGAUGCCAGUGGUGCACUACUGCAUGGGCGGGAUUCAGACCAGGCCUGACGCCGCGGUGCUGGGCCAGGACGGGGCCCCGCUGCACCGAGUGUGGGCGGCGGGUGAGGUGUCCGGGGGCCUUCACGGCCGCAACCGCCUGGGCGGCAACAGCCUGGCAGAGUGUGCAGUGUUUGGUCGUGUGGCGGGGCGCGCCGCGGCUGCAGCCAUUGUCAGCAGCACCCCCGUAGCAGCCGGUCAGCAGGUGGCCCUGUGA
Monoraphidium neglectum is the source of this 1554-nucleotide messenger RNA. RefSeq lists its product as hypothetical. Bases 1 to 1554 code for a protein of 517 amino acids. The transcript has 7 exons. Lineage: Eukaryota; Viridiplantae; Chlorophyta; Chlorophyceae; Sphaeropleales; Selenastraceae. The record is from RefSeq and is a predicted model, not a curated record.